AUGAUCCUUGAUAAACCUGUAAAUAUAACAAAACAUUAUAAAACUAAUGGCUCAUGUGUAGGUCAAGGUCUUAUACGUAAACAACGUAUUGAACGUUGGGUAAAUAAAGAAAAUACAUUUUUUCAAGUUGAUCGUGUACUUAAUACGAAAUUAUUUCAAUUAGGUGAACAACGAGAAAAAUUAAUUAAACAACAUAAUUAUCAUCAAAAAAUAUUUGCUAAUAAACAAGCAUUACGUCAUAAAGAUAAUGAAUCUAUACUUAAUACAUUAAAUUAUGUUCGAAAAUGUUGUAAACAUUUUGAUGAAGAUAAUUCAACACAAUCUCUUGAAGAGAAUAGUACAAUGAAAAUAAAUCGUUCUCGAUCAUCAAUAACAAAUGUACCAAAAUCAAAACGAAAUUCAUCAUUAAAUACUAAUAGACAAUCGAAUAGUUCACUUACAGAUAUGUUUGUUCAACAUAAUAAAAAACAUAUUCAAUCAUUAAGAAAAAUGUCUUCAUCAACAGUACCAAUCAAAGAUGAGGAUAAUCAAUCACGUCAUGUUCAAUUUCAGACGAAUAUUGAACGAAAUAUUCAAUCUGCUUAUGUAUCAAGAAAAGUUGAUUCAUUAAAUACUAAACAAUAUAAUCGAAAUGUUACAUCAGCUCAUAAUGAUUUACAAAUUCCUACAAUGAAUUCUCUUUCUCUAAUAACAACAAUUGAUAAUAAAGAAGAAAAACCAAUUAAACCUAAAAUAUAUUCAUCAAAAAAUUUACUUCAAGAAUUUCGUCAACAUCCUGAACGAUAUCUAAGUAAAACAAAUCGUUAUUUACCAUUACUUCGUCGUCAAGCUAUGAAAAAUCGUUCACAAGAAUCUUCUACAAAAAUACCUGUACAACAUUUAUCAACUGUAUGUCCACUUAAUGAUGGAUCUGAUAUAGCAUAUGAUGAUGCGAAAUCAUUUCUUAGUGAAGAAAUCGAAAUAAAAAAAACUACUGUCAGUUCACAUAAUGCUAAUCGUCAAAUCAAAACAAAAUUUCAUGUACCAACAAAAAUCGAUUUAAUGGAAACAGAUAUUAUUGAAACAUCAGAAUAUCGGAUAGCAUUAUCACGUGCACGUGAUCGUGAAUAUAAUCAUUUAAAUAAUUUAAUUCAUACGACUAAAUCUAUUGAACAUAUCCUUGAACCAUUGUCAACAAUGAAAACUAAACAAGAAAAAAAAUCAACUUGUUUUAAUGACGUUUUAUAUUCAAUUGACUCUUUACAUUGUUCAACAACAUUUAAGAAUGCUAAACGUCGACAAAAUGAAUUAGAAAAAAAUCUGUCAAAAUUAAGCGAUGAUGGUGACACCAGUAGAAAACAUUCAUAUGUAGAUGAUACAGAAGCUGCACUUCUUAAUGAUCGUACCAAUGUAAUUCCAAUGACAUCUAUUAGUACUGAUACAUCAAUACAAGAACAUUCAAAAAAACAAAAAAAUACUACAGUUGUCAAUGUUCUAACAACUACAAAUAAAUCCAAUCAAAUACGAACAGAAGGUCGUGAACAAUGGAGUGAAAAACUUGAUUUUCUUUUAUCAAUUAUUGGUUUUGCUGUCGAUCUUGCUAAUAUAUGGCGUUUCCCAUAUCUAUGUUAUAAAAAUGGUGGAGGUGCAUUUCUCAUUCCAUACGUACUCUCAGUUAUACUAGGUGGAAUGCCUUUAUUUUAUCUUGAACUUUUACUUGGUCAAUAUUAUCGACAAGGUGCAAUAACAUGUUGGAAAAAAAUUUGUCCAUUACUGGCUGGUAUUGGAUGGGCUGUAACUAUAAUUGCAUUCUAUACAGAUUUUUAUUAUAAUGUUGUUAUAUCUUGGGGUUUAUAUUAUUUAUUUGCUUCAUUUAAACGAAUGUUACCAUGGAGUGGAUGCAAUAAUCCAUGGAAUACAAAAGAUUGUUCAACUGUUAAUACACGUCGUGAUUUUAUGGAUAAUUGUACGAGUUAUUUAAAUAGUACAAUAAAUUCAACAGGAGAAUUAUUAGAAUCAAAUUUUAUAUAUGAAAAUUGUUCACAACAAUUAACACAGUUAAGAAUUGUCUCACCUGCACAAGAAUAUUUUCAUUUACAAGUCUAUCGACUUAAACCAGAACGAAAUCUUAGUUUAUCUAAUCUAGGAAGUAUUAAUUGGGAAAAUCUUGCUUGUCUUGGUAUUAUUUAUAUUAUUUGCUAUUUUUCAAUGUGGAAAGGUGUUAAAACAUCGGGCAAAGUUGUUUGGUUUACAGCAUUAUUUCCUUAUUUUGUAUUAACAAUUUUAAUGGUUCGUGGUUUAUUUUUAAAUGGUUCAAUGAAAGGUAUUGAAUAUUAUAUUCGACCUGAUCUAAGUAAAUUAAAUGAUGCGGGAGUGUGGGUUGAUGCAGCUUCACAAACAUUUUUUUCAUUGGGUCCUGGUUUUGGUGUAUUAAUGGCAUUUGCAAGCUAUAAUGAUUUUCAUCAUAAUGUUUAUCGUGAUGCAAUGAUUACAGUAGCAGUUAAUAGUAUAACAAGUUUUGCUAGUGGAUUUGUCAUUUUUAUGUUUCUGGGUUAUAUGAGUGAAAUAUCAGGUCGAGAAAUAAAAGAUGUUGCUGAACAAGGCUCAACACUUGUCUUCAUUGUUUAUCCGGAAGCAAUAGCAACAAUGCCAUGGGCACCUCUUUGGGCUAUAUUCUUUUUUCUAAUGUUAUUAACACUUGGUUUAGAUUCAUCGUUUGGUGGAAGUGAAGCAAUAAUAACCGCAUUAAGUGAUGUAUUUCCAGUUCUUCGACGUCAUCGAGAAUUAUUUGUUGGAGUAUUAUUUACUUUUUAUUUUAUUAUUGGUAUACCAAGUUGUACUGAUGCAGGUGUUUAUUUUGUUGAAUUACUACAAAAUUAUGCUGCUUUCUAUUCAAUUAUUAUUGCUGUACUUUUUGAAGCAAUAGCUGUCUCUUGGCUCUAUGGAAUAAAUCGAAUUAGUGAAGAUGUCAAAGAAAUGCUUGGAAGUAAACCUGGAAAAUUUUGGAUUAUAACAUGGUGUCUCAUUGCACCAUUAUUUCUUGGAGGUAUUGUUCUUUCUGGUCUUAUCCAACAUGUCGCUCCUAAUUAUGGUAAAUUAACUGAUCCAUACUAUCAUCAGUAUCCAGAUUGGAGUCAUUUGGUUGGUUGGAUGUUUGCAUUAUCAUCAGUAAUAUUUAUUCCAGUUGUAGCUAUUUAUCAAUUAUUAAUGGAACGAGGAAGUUUAUCAACAAGAUUUCGUUUGGCAAUAACACCCUGGAAAGAACGAGAAAAACAUGUUAAUCCAGAUAUAGUAAUUAGUACAAAUUUUAUUGAAACACACAAUACUUCAGAUGAAACUAAUUAA
Messenger RNA from Adineta steineri, 3324 nucleotides. Lineage: Eukaryota; Metazoa; Rotifera; Eurotatoria; Adinetida; Adinetidae. The record is from the annotation of a GenBank genome assembly.